Molecule: messenger RNA, 872 nt
Organism: Musa acuminata subsp. malaccensis (wild Malaysian banana)
Lineage: Eukaryota; Viridiplantae; Streptophyta; Magnoliopsida; Zingiberales; Musaceae
Source: RefSeq, a predicted model, not a curated record
CCAUCCGAGUUCGAGCUGCCACAUUGAUGCGAUGCACCAUCUCUGCGCUGAUUUGUUUGCUGACUGUGGCUAUGGGGGCGAUACUAGAAUAUGCCCUAUCACUCUCUCCCUCGUCCGCGCAUCCGGUCAUCGAGGAGUGUCUUUGGUGGUGGGGGAUCUCGCCAUCUCAUAUGGCGCCCAACUCAUGGCGUUACCUGGUGGUCUUCCUCGGGGAAUGCUGAAGCGUGGGGAUCGACCCGACUCGAACGCUUUUCUUGAUGUGUUUUCACUUGUGCAAGGGUCGAGGCGGGACUACCUGACUGCUCAAAGUGGCUUCAACGUCAGUGGCACUCCUUGUAAUAAUAAGGGGUGGAAGGCUCGUCACUUCUUUGUCAGCUACAGUCGGGGAUGGGGGUUUAACGUUGGGUGGACCUCCCAAGUCAUCAACAAUGUUCCCCCAUUUCUCUCUUUCGAAGAGGCCGGGCGUGUAGGGUGUUUGAGGGAGAUCUUGUCUUCUUCCCAAGCAAUUAGGGGCACAUCCGAGGAGUGGCUGGUCGAAGUGGGACUCAGCCCGGCCCCGAGGGAGAUGGUGAACCUAAAGUCGCUGAAGGGGAUGCUUCGCUCCUCGGUGAUGACGCAACCAUCCCGAGAGGGCAACAAGCGCAACUCCGAAGUUCCUGUGAGAAAGAGCACGUCGGUGCGUCAGACGGGGUCUCUAAAGGAGGCCAAGGUGGGUUGGCCAAAGAAAAAACCCAAGGUCAGGACCCGAAAAGACUCUGAAGGCGGUGACCAAGGAGACUGCGGCUCAUGGAAUGUUCGAGUUGGGUGGCCCCUCGCAAGGCAAGGGCUCGACGAGCGCUCGAGGAAAGGGACAUGUUGUGUCUUCAGGUGAC